AUGGCCACUCACGUAGCUGUGCUCGAUGAUUACCAUGGGCUCGCGCCUUCGUACUUUGGCAAAUUGGACCCAUCAGUUUUCACUGUCAAGUAUUUCCCAGAAACACUGCGGCCGUAUAAUAAUGCCGCUACAAGUGAAGAGGAAAGACAGGAGAUCGUCAAGAGAUUGGAGCCCUUUGAAGUCAUUUCAACUUUGAGAGAGCGGACUCCAUUCCCCAGAGAGUUGAUUGAGCAUCUCCCCCGACUCAAGCUGAUUCUCAGUUGUGGAAGAAGGAACAAGGCCAUUGACAUGGAAGCUUGUCAGUCGCGGGGCAUUCCAGUGACAGCUACGAUAGAUAAACAUGUAGGCUUAGUCGACAGCACUACUGAACACAUUGUCACACUCAUCCUCGCCGCCUGCCGAAGCAUACCAUACCAUGAUACGGCGAUCAAGACUGGCAAGUGGCAAACCAGGCUUGUCACCUCUAUUUCCGGCAAGACCCUUGGUUUGGUCGGACUUGGACGUUUGGGCGGGGCAGUGGCUCGUAUUAUGAGCCUCGCGUUCGGUACCAAGAUCAUCGCCUGGAGCACCAAUCUUACUCAAGAAGUCGCCGAUGAGCAGGCCAAAGCCCAAGGUCUGCCUGUUGAAAAUCAGGAUGGAGAAAAGACCUUUAGGGCCGUGAACCGCGAGGAGCUAUUCAGCACGGCCGAUGUAGUGAGCGUGCAACUAGUACUCUCCGACCGAACCAGAGGUUUGAUUACCGAGAGCGACUUAUCUAGAAUGAAACCUUCUUCAUUCUUUAUCAAUACAUCUCGGGGUCCGCUCGUCGUCGAGAAAGACUUAUUCACUGUCCUCGAAACUGGGAAGAUCAGGGGAGCGGCAUUGGAUGUGUUCGACUUAGAGCCUCUGCCCCUAGACAGCAAGUGGCGGAACUCGGACUGGGGCACGAAUGGUAAGAGUCAACUGGUUGUCACACCUCAUAUCGCAUUUGUCGAGGAACGCGCGAUGAAUGAGUUCUAUGAGCAACAAGUGGCGGAGUUACUCAAAUGGUCCAGCGGCCAGACACUUAGCAAAACUAUGUAUUGA
Molecule: messenger RNA, 1065 nt
Organism: Clonostachys byssicola
Lineage: Eukaryota; Fungi; Ascomycota; Sordariomycetes; Hypocreales; Bionectriaceae
Source: the annotation of a GenBank genome assembly